CAAACAUAAUCCGAAUCUUAGUUAACAACCAUUGACUUUUCUGUCGUAUUAUGAAAACAAUGGAUGAGAAGGAAAAAUGGUUUCAAAAUCCCAAAGGCCCCUCUGCAGAUAUCUUGUUUCAUCUCUUUAUCUCUUUUUUCCCAUAUUAUUUUGAAUUCUUUCCUCUCUUUCUCUUUCUAUCUCAAGUUUUGAUCAAAAUUCACGAUUUUUUACUAGCUAGCGGGUAGUAUUAUGCAUAGAAUUAUAGGAAGCACUGUACCCAGAAUGUAUGACAAUUUCUGUAGCCGAGUCUGAAUCAAUAAUCAUUAUUUAAAAGAUUCAGAAGCACAAGAGUCAUUUUUCAACAUUUAAAGGGCAAAAUCGAUGGAAAUCAUUGUAUAAUUCUGUAUUUUACUCUUAUCCAUCUGCUUUGGACAUUUUUGCAAUAAAAUGUCUGUGGAGCAAAUGAAUACGGAUAGGAAUAAUGUUUCAGGUUUUUGCCUUUCUGAUCUAUUGCGUAUGGAAGCCUCUUCAAGCUGUAGCACUCUCACCAAUGACACAGACCAUGCUUCCUGCGGUCCGCAACAAAGGCUUGAAAAUAUAUUAUCUGAACCUGGAAAUGGAUUUUGUGCAGACUGUGGAUCUCCCGAUCCGAAAUGGGUAUCGUUGAGCCUUGGGGUUUUUGUAUGUAUUAAAUGUUCUGGAGUUCAUAGAAGCAUGGGAGUACACAUAACAAAGGUGUUGUCAGUUAAACUAGAUGAGUGGACAAAUGAUCAAGUUGAUGCCUUAGUAAGCAUGGGUGGGAAUACCACUCGAAACUUGAAGUAUGAAGCCUGUCUUCCGGACAACUAUAGAAAACCAAAACCAGAUUCAUCAAAUGAAGAGCGCUCUGAUUUCAUUAGGAGAAAAUAUGAGCUCCAUCAGUUUUCAAGCUCCGAUGAAGCGCUAUACUGCCCCUUGCCAUCGCCGUCAUCGUCGCCGUGCAGUCAAAGUCAAACAAGCUGUAGCUACAUUUCAUCAACGGAUCAUCGUCACAGGAGAAACUGUGAGAAACAGACGGCGACGUCGACGAAUCGUUUUAAUGGGUUGGGUCAUGCGUUUCGUAACAGCUGGCGGAGAACUUCGGAGCAGAAAUCAACUAAGAAAAGUAAUUCAAUGGCCGGUAUGGUUGAAUUUAUAGGAUUGAUAAAGGUGAAUGUGGUUAGAGGCACAAAUCUUGCAGUGCGAGAUAUGAUGACAAGUGAUCCUUAUGUCAUCCUUUCUUUGGGAAAUCAAUCAGUAAAGACACGGGUGAUAAAGAACAACCUCAACCCAGUAUGGAACGAAAAGCUAAUGUUGUCGAUACCAGAUAAUGUUCCUCCUCUGAAAUUGGUAACGUUAAUUAUUAUUCUUCUAUUUUCUACACUACUUUUAUGAUAUGCUCUUUUUCUUAAAAAAAAAAAAAGAUACCCAAUUUUUCUUUCAGAUUGUAUAUGACAAGGACACGUUUUCGACGGAUGAUUUCAUGGGGGAAGCUGAGAUAGACAUUCAACCCUUGGUCUCCGCUGCAAAGGCCUCGGAGACUUCCACUAUUCACGAGCCAGUCCAGAUUGGGACAUGGAAAGCAUGCAGAGAAAACACCCUUGUAAGAGAUGGCAUCAUUACCCUUGAAGGUGGGAAAGUGAAGCAAGUUAUAGCUCUUAAGCUGCAAAACGUUGAAAGGGGUAUUCUUGAGAUUGAACUCGAAUGUGUUCCUCUCACGCAAUAGUUAUGUGUUAAUCAACUAAAAAAGAACUGCUUAGCCAAAGACUACUUCAUGUUGGACAGCCCUAAAAUACCUUUGACACUGGAAACCUUCAUGUCUAUUAGUUUUCGGUUUCAUCCAUGCUGUUUGUAUUCUACUAUUUACACCUAUAGGCUAUAUAUGUAUAUAGAUAUAUGGGGUGUACGUUGAAAAAUUAUUGUAAAUCUCGGAAUGA
This is a messenger RNA of Oldenlandia corymbosa var. corymbosa, 1937 nucleotides long. The record is from the annotation of a GenBank genome assembly. Lineage: Eukaryota; Viridiplantae; Streptophyta; Magnoliopsida; Gentianales; Rubiaceae.